Molecule: messenger RNA, 596 nt
Organism: Harmonia axyridis
Lineage: Eukaryota; Metazoa; Arthropoda; Insecta; Coleoptera; Coccinellidae
Product: glycine-rich protein 5-like
Exons: 3
Coding region: 62-556 (164 amino acids)
Source: RefSeq, a predicted model, not a curated record
AAUUGGAAUCUUAACGCAUAAUGCAUGUUAUCGUACCUAGUUCGAGUUUGAAUGUUUCGCAAUGUUGUCCACUUCCCUUUCAGCACCUAAGCUAUUUUUCUUAUUAUUAUUGAUUACUAUAACUAUUGCUCUGAAAAAUGGCAUGGACGACAAUCUUGAUGCAAUCUUCAGGCCAUCUCGUAGCAGAAAUAUGAGAAAAACGGAAAGUUUGAGAGCUACAGAAAGUUAUGGAUUAGCAGGUCUUAUUGGUGAGGGUCAAAAGAAAGCUGACUGUUACCGUGGGGGAUACAGAACUAGUGGUGGAGGUGGUACUGGAGGUGGUCCACCAAUCAUCAUCAUUGGUGGGGGUGGCGCUAAUGGUGUGAUUCCAGGAGCUGGUGGUGCAAUUCCAGGAGCUGGUGGUGCCUUUCCAGGAGCUGGUGGUGCUAUUCCAGGAGCUGGUGGUGCUAUUCCAGGAGCUGGAGGUACAGCAGCAGGAGGUACGGGAGGUUUCCCGGUACCAGCAGCUGCAGCAUCGGGCACUGCUUCUGGUGUAACUGCAGUACCAACAGCUUGAAAAUUUUUUGAUUAGAAUAAAGAGAAAAACUUAAAAUUUA